AGCUAAAAUCAUUUAUAUCAAUCUUUUAAAAAUAACCAUAAAUACAGUUAAACAAUAAGAAAAUACUCAUAAUAUUUCUUCAGGUGGGUUGAAAUUCGGUAUAAAAUAUGCGUUGGCAUCCGAGCCACAUCAGCUGAUUGAGGCCCACGGCUGAAGAUGAAGUUCCUAACACCUGAGCAGAAGAAAUUCUACGAUGACAACGGCUAUGUUGUCAUCGAUGUUCUGACCAAAGAGCAGACGGAUGAACUGAGCCGUGAUUACGAUGACAUCUUUAAGCGGAAGGCCGAUUCUAAUUUGGAGGCUACGUGGCAGGGUGACUGGAAUAAGAAAGCAGGCGUGACGCAAGUACAGUCAAUACACGGACUUCAGAUGCACUCGGCAGCCUUUACACGCUUGUUGCUCCACGAGAAGAUGCUUGAUGCUUGUGAAGACGUAAUGAACACGUCGGAUAUUCUCUUACACCACACCAAAGCGCACUUGAAGCCUCCCGGCACUGGUUCUCCAUUUCCCAUGCAUCAGGACUACCACUACUUCCCCUUUAAGAAUGACUCCAUGAUAGCCGUGUUUGUGAGCCUGGACGACGCUGACCCCCAGAACGGAGGGCUGUGCGUGUACCCGGGUUCGCACAAGCUCGGCCCUCAGGAAGACUGCAGCAGUGUCCCUGGAUGGCACUACCUUAGCCAGGAGAAGUUCCCCAUAGAGAAGGCAACACCACUUACCCUAAAGAGAGGACAGGUGGUCAUUUUCUCGUACCUGCUCAUUCACGGGUCAUAUGACAACACCAGUGACAGGGUCCGCCGCAUGUUCCUCAUCCAGCUGAUGGGGGCCGAUGAUACACCCAUGGCCGACAUGCAUAGAUCAGCGUGCCAGAAGAUGGUGUUGCGGGGGAAGUGCUUGUGGCGGCUUGCGGAUGUCACAAAGCGCUUUGAUGAUUAGAGCAUCGAGACAGGAGAACAGGAACAGGUGGUGGCUGUAUUCAGUGUGUGGUUAUUCCGAUGGAGAAGGCUUAGUUGCGCUGAAGUUUAUUUUACUGUUAUUAUUUUUAGUACUUUACUCUUUUAUCAUAUGUUAUAUGUCAUAUAUUAUUUUUUUUAUAGGAAAUUUGAAGAUGGUUAGGUUAUUAAAAAUUAAUGUCUAAUUCAAUUUAUUUUAUAAAUUACUUAUCACUGGAACACAUUUUUUUAUUGUUAGCCUUAAUCAUUCAAUCUUUUUCUAGCAAUUACAGCAUCAUCCCAUCCAGUUUAUAUUCUAUUUCACAAAAUAAACCUGUAAUUGUUAACAAUGAUAAUAUAUAAAUUUGUACCUUAAAAAAAAAACAUUUGGAUGCAGAUUUUAUGUCAUCGCCCUUAAACUUCUUAACUCAACCAUAAAUUUAGGUGCAAUCUAUUGAUCUAUGCAUCGGACUCUCCCUGGACCUGCAACACCUCCAAGACACUGGUCCAGGUCAGAAUGGAAGGUGGUAGACAGCUAUGACAGAAUCUGGGUAUGCCUACCUUCUGGCACAAUCGUCUGGGAAUCUCAGGUUCAGGGAGAGCAUGUGAAGACGAUGAUAUAGGUUCAGGAAGGUAGAAAAAGUCAUGUUCUCAUAUGUGUGAAUUGAACAAGCCUGUGAGUUUGAUCAGAAGUGUUUAUGUGGCUAGCCUGUAUGUGACAACGGGGUUACUAGUACAAUUGUUCUUAUGUAACUUGUUAGCUGUUUGUGCAUGUAAUAUGUGCAUAGCCUUUUAUCAUUAGUUUUUAUAGAAACUGGGAAAUUUACUUUUAUUUGUUUCAUUGAUAUCAUAACUUACUUUACUGUAUCCAAAAGUGAGAGAUUCCUAAUAGGUACUAAAAAGUUGCAAUAAUGUUGUAUUGUAGAUUUUUAAACACAGUUUGAGAUAGAUGUUGUUUUAUGGGACUUUUAUCAAGAAUCACAAAAGUACAAAUACAAGUUUGUGCCAUAUCUAGGUUUUAUUAAUGCAGUGUACAUUUAUCUCAUUCUUCAAUAUUAUAGUCUUACUAACCCUUACAUUCUAUAUUAUAAACAUUUUACUAACAUUAUCUCAAUUAUAGGGAACAGUUUUACAUAAGAUUUGUGCAAUAUACUGGUUUAACUAAUGCAAUGAUACGCCUAACAUAUUUUAUGGCUAACCUUUGAUUCCUAUAAGAUUUUUACACAUAAAAAAUAUGUGAAGAGUGUAUGCCACUAUGCUUACUAGCCAUAUUAUAAUGUUUAAAUAUGUGUAGUUUUGUGGUGAAUAUUUCAGAGAUUUAUAAAUUAUUUGAUGGGAUUAAUUUCAAAUAAUUGUAUAAUGAUAGGAGAAAAAAAUACCCUUUCAUUUGAAAAAGGUUGUAAAUUCUUUGAAAAUAUGGCAUCUUUAUAGAAGCUGAAUAAGUAGAAAUUGCAAGGAGAAAGCAGAGUACAAAUAGAUUUACAGGAAACUCAAAGAAUUUUGAAUGAUUUGUAGUAUGUAGAAGAUUCUUUUAUUGGAGAAUAUAUAGGAAGUAAGAUUAUCUGUGCAGUUAAGAAAUCCAGCCAUACUGUUUAUGUACAAAGGUAUGACUUAAAUGUAUUACUGUUGCAGUUAUCGUGUAAACAUGGGAUAUAGUCUUUUGGGAUUUUUUUUUCUUUUUGUUUUUUUGUUUCAGUAGUUUGUCACACUGUUGUUGGUGCUGUUCUGUUGAAUUUUGUAUUAAGAUUUUAUGUUUUAUGAACAAACAAAGGAGAAACU
Penaeus chinensis is the source of this 2711-nucleotide messenger RNA. Its product is annotated as phytanoyl-CoA dioxygenase, peroxisomal-like. NCBI's taxonomy places the organism in Eukaryota, Metazoa, Arthropoda, Malacostraca, Decapoda, Penaeidae. Bases 157 to 936 code for a protein of 259 amino acids. Gene Ontology annotation, biological process: fatty acid alpha-oxidation. The record is from RefSeq and is a predicted model, not a curated record. The transcript is spliced from 5 exons. Gene Ontology annotation, molecular function: phytanoyl-CoA dioxygenase activity.